Molecule: messenger RNA, 2215 nt
Organism: Brassicogethes aeneus
Lineage: Eukaryota; Metazoa; Arthropoda; Insecta; Coleoptera; Nitidulidae
Source: the annotation of a GenBank genome assembly
GUUCAGUCUGUGCUUCGCUCCGAGCACACGCUAUAUUAACUAUAUGAAAAUUGCCAUAGAAAAAAGUAGUUGUUUAAUUAGUGCGUGGUAUCAUUGUGCAGGUGAUAAAAACAGUAACAAAGCCUAAGACAAGAUGUUUGAUGUAUUUGGCUCCGUUAAGGGGCUGCUAAAAAUCGAUGCAGUAUGCAUCGACAACAAUGUGUUUCGAUUGCAUUACAAAGCCACCGUUAUAAUAUUGAUAGCCUUCUCUCUACUGGUAACUAGCAGACAAUACAUCGGGGACCCUAUUGACUGCAUAGUAGACGAUAUUCCGCUGAAUAUAAUGGACACCUAUUGUUGGAUUUAUUCAACAUUUACCAUUCCAAAUAGAUUGAUUGGAAGAGUAGGAAAAGACAUGGUACAGCCUGGAGUUACAGGUCAUGUCGAUGGCCAAGAUGAAGUUAAGUAUCACAAGUAUUAUCAGUGGGUGUGUUUUGCCCUCUUUUUCCAAGCAAUGCUUUUUUACGUUCCCCGUUAUUUAUGGAAAACGUGGGAAGGUGGUCGUAUCAAAAUGCUUGUGCUCGACCUAAACAGCCCUAUCGUAAACGAAGACUGCAAACAAGACCGAAAGAAGCUGCUUAUAGAAUAUUUUGCAUCAAAUUUACAUUUGCAAAAUUUUUACGCAUUCCGAUUUUUCAUUUGUGAAAUUCUUAAUUUGGUCAAUGUCAUAGGGCAAAUAUUUUUUAUGGACUUUUUCUUGGAUGGGGAAUUCAGCACAUAUGGUAGCGACGUGCUUAAAUUUACUGAAAUGGAGCCAGAAGAACGUGAAGACCCAAUGGCUAGGGUGUUUCCCAAAGUAACAAAAUGUACAUUCCAUAAAUAUGGUCCUUCCGGUUCGGUUCAGAAGUUCGACGGCCUUUGUGUAUUGCCAGUCAACAUUGUCAACGAGAAGAUAUACGUGUUCCUAUGGUUUUGGUUCAUAAUUCUUAGUGUAUUGUCCUGCAUUUCAAUCAUUUACCGUGUUUGUGUUAUUUUUGGGCCCAAACUUCGUCUUUACCUGCUUAGAGCCAGGUGUCGCAUAGCAGCCCAGGAUCAAAUAGAAACCAUCGCCAAUAAGUGUGAGAUAGGAGACUGGUUUGUGUUGUACCAGUUGGGUAAAAAUAUCGAUCCCCUUAUCUUUAAAGAAAUUAUUUCGGAUUUGUCUAAAAAGAUUGAAGGAAAAGAGCAAGUCUAACAUUUAUUUAUGCAUUUAAUUUAUUAUUCGUUCGUCGACAAUAAAUUAUUUUAAUUAGCGUGCCUUUAUGAACAAUUUAAAGACUUGGAAGGAAGUUUAGAGCACAUUGGCUGCGCGAGCAGCUUCGCUUUAGUGCAAACACAAUAAACCAACCGCGUGCAAGUCAUGAUUGGAGUAUCAUCAUUCCAAAAUCCUUCGCUCUAAAGGAGCAAUUACUGUUUUCCAUAAAGUUCUGUGAUGACAGAAAAGACUGUAGUAUUAUUAUAUCGUGUGACAAUUCGGCCCUUGUAUCCCUCCAUGGGUUCGGCUGUGACAUAUCACGCAAUAUACUUUUUCUAUACGAAGCGAUAAAAAUAUACUGUCAAACAAACUAUAAUAUACUGCAUAAUAUGCAUACAUUUGUAUUAGCAACAGGUUGUUAUAAAUGUAAACACAUUUGUUAUUGCUUAAAUAUUUUACAUAAUAAACUUAAAUUGUAUCACUUCGUAUAAAGUUGUAUAGCUCAAAUAGGUCAUUCCCUAUAAGCCUGACAAAAUUUUUCGCUUUAGAAUCGUAACAAAUAAAGUUUGAAGACUCACUGCCAAAAAUAGCGUAACCAAAUUUGAUUGGCUAUCACACAGGACUUUAAGAGUUCCUCUCGUUAAAAAUUAGGCCUUUUUUAGGUUGGCCUAAUGUUGUACAAAAUAUUAAAUAAAUUUGUUUUAGGCGAGUGUGAACUCUCUGUGAUAGAUCUGCUAUACCUAUUUCUGUGCCCUAUUUGUAUUGUAUCACUUAGUUUUGUAAUUAGGUUUCAUCAUUAAAUGCAUAUGUGAUUUUUAGAUAUUAGUCUAGAUUAAGUUCCAUACGUACAAUUCCAAACAAUCGAGUGUAAUUAUUUUUUAUUAUUAUGAUAUUGUCAUUAUGUAUAAGACGCGGAUGUGUUCAGACUAUUAUAUUAUUAUAUUGUAUAUUAUAGAUAUAUCAAACGGAAAGUGCCUUUUAAAUUUUGUAUGGAAUUUUAUA